AUGCUCAACAAAAAUAAUAAUAGCAAAAAUAACAAUGAAGAUCUAUCAAGCUCAAUUAAUCAAGAUGAAAACCAAUUAAAUUCAAAUAUAUUCGAAAACUUGGCUUUUGUUUAUGAUAAAUGUAUUAACCUCAAAAGAAAAAACGAGCUUAUCAAGAUUAUAAAAAAGAAUGGAGGCAAAAGCUGCUAUUCAUGUUUUAAGGCCACACAUUUAAUUACUACAGUACAAGGCUAUGUAGAUAAAACAGAAAAAGUUCAACAGGCUCUUUCUUUAGGAAUACCAAUUUUAGUCAAAGAAUAUAUUCAUAGCUGUGUAUCUAAAAAAGAGUUACUUCCAGUUGAAAACUAUUUAGCAUCAUCCUCAACAUCUAAUAACGCUGUUUUAUCAGUAUCUCAAGAUUUAGUAGUAAACACAUCAAAUUCAAUUAGUUCAAUGAACAAUUCAAAAUUAAAGAGUGAUCAUUCAUCAGAAGGUGAAUCUAAAAGUAUGUCAUCAUCAAUUAAUUCAAAUACUAUAACAAAAGAAUGCAAUUGUAUCUCAACUGAAAAGUUAUCGAAUACUUUUGCUUCUGUUGGUAAAGUAGAUAUUGAUGAAAAGAAAACAACAACAACCAAGCCUUCAAACAAUAGUUCACCAAUCAUCACAUUGAAUGCCUCUGAAGAUAUAAAUGGUAAUGGUUCAAGUACCACAGCUCAACUCAAUCAACAAGUUUUAGAAGCUGAAAAUCAAGCAAUAAACGAAAGAAUCAAAAUGAUUGAACAUGAAUUUGAAAGUUAUAGAAUAGCAAAGGAGAAAUUAGUAAUGGAAAAGGAUACAGAAAUCAAACAAUUAUUAGAAAUUCAAAGAAAAAGUAGUAUCCUCAAAGAAUCACUCUUUAGAGAUCUCGAAAAUAGAUGUAAAGAGGUCAUUGACUUAGAAUUUAUUUUAGAAGAAUAUAAAGCUCGUAAUGUUAAACUCACUGACCGUUUAGAGCGUUACAAUAAUCCAAGUGGACAUGAUGAAGAGAAAAUGGUAAUUCAAACUAAACUUGACGAAAUGACAUCAUUAAAACUUCAAUUAAAUAAUGAAAAUAUUCAACUCUGUUCAGAAAUUAGAAGAUUAAAGAAAUUACACACCGAAAGAGACAAACAUAUUAUUGGUUCAGAAAAAAAUAAAUCUACUAAUCAAGAAACGCAAUCUAAAGUAGUAACUAACCAUCAAAACGCUGCAGUACAAAAUGAAGGUAUUAAAAAUGAGCUUGAAGGAGCUAAAUCAAAAGAAUCUGAAAAUUUUGUUGCUCGUAUUGCAAGAUUUUUUAGAUGUGGAAGUGCUCAAUUAAAAUCAAAAUCAAAAUCAAAUAAUAGUGUAAAAAACGAGCCAUUAAUUUUACCAGGUUCUCAAAAUAGCCAAUUACCAAAUUCUUUAGUUAGUGCCAAUAAUAAUGCACUUGGUGAUAGAAUUGAACCAAACACAACAUCAAAUUCAAAAAAUAGCUCAUCACCAUUGUACAAAAAUAACAACACCUCACCAUUGGUACCUCCACAACAUUUACCUCAAUUACCAGUUUGGAGAUAUAAAUAUAUCUCUGCAGUUCUUCCAACAUCAAAAGCCAAACCAUCUCAAAGAGUACAGAAUCUAUAA
Dictyostelium purpureum is the source of this 1620-nucleotide messenger RNA. RefSeq lists its product as uncharacterized. Gene Ontology annotation, cellular component: Set1C/COMPASS complex. Lineage: Eukaryota; Evosea; Eumycetozoa; Dictyosteliales; Dictyosteliaceae. The transcript is spliced from 3 exons. Bases 1 to 1620 code for a protein of 539 amino acids. The record is from RefSeq and is a predicted model, not a curated record.